This is a messenger RNA of Cucurbita pepo subsp. pepo (vegetable marrow), 1011 nucleotides long. RefSeq names its product peptidyl-prolyl cis-trans isomerase FKBP19, chloroplastic. Gene Ontology annotation, cellular component: thylakoid; chloroplast. The record is from RefSeq and is a predicted model, not a curated record. Gene Ontology annotation, molecular function: peptidyl-prolyl cis-trans isomerase activity. NCBI's taxonomy places the organism in Eukaryota, Viridiplantae, Streptophyta, Magnoliopsida, Cucurbitales, Cucurbitaceae.
UGGUACAAACGUGAGGCCGUUAUCUUCCCGCGGAGCGCUUUACUGUUGAGACCUUCGUUCAGUGUUCAGCCAUGGCGUCCAUUUCCGCUACUGGUUCUCUUCUCAGAUUCCCCACUCUCAGGAAGUCUCUCAACACGAGCUGGAGCGGACCUCAUUUCGUUCACUUUCCCCACGAUUCUCAUCUUUCUUCAUCUUCCGGUGACAGUACUGAGGGAUGUUUCAAGCUAGUAUUUGAUCGGAGGGCUGUAGUUUUCUCAUCCUUUGGCCUACUCGCUGGAGCCUUUUUGAAGAACGCAGAUGAUGGACUAGCUGUGGCAUCUGAGUUUGCUGAUAUGCCAGCUCUUAGAGGGAAGGACUAUGGCAAGACUAAAAUGAAAUAUCCGGACUAUACCGAGACAGAAUCAGGUCUUCAAUAUAAGGAUCUGAGAAUGGGGGAAGGUCCCUCACCAAAAGUGGGAGAUACCGUUGUGGUUGAUUGGGAUGGCUAUACAAUUGGGUAUUACGGCCGCAUAUUUGAAGCCAGAAAUAAGACAAAGGGUGGUUCGUUCGAGGGUGAUGACAAAGACUUCUUCAAAUUUAGGUUAGGAUCUCAAGAGGUGAUUCAAGCAUUUGAGGAAGCUGUUGCGGGCAUGGCUUUGGGUGGCAUUAGAAGGAUUGUAGUACCACCAGAAUUGGGAUAUCCUGAGAAUGACUUUAAUAAAAAGGGUCCAAGACCCACGACGUUCUCGGGCCAACGAGCAUUGGAUUUUGUUCUGAGGAACCAAGGAUUGAUAGACAAGACUCUUUUGUUUGACAUUGAGCUUCUGAAAGUCAUACCAAACUCAUCAGUCUAAGGUUGGUUGGCGUGUCCCAAAUUCUGCUCAGUAUACACGAAGGGGUAAAAUUGUUAACAGGAAGCUGUGAAAUUCUUCGCCUAUGGUAUUAUAGUUUAUUGCCCUUAAAAAUGUAUAGAGGAAUCAGGUGUACUUGGUCUGUAUUAUCACAAUUUUCAAUGUACUCAGUUUUCUGAUA